CAGUUCCUGAACCAGUUCUCCUGUGCCUGCUGUGUUACAGGUUUGGGCUUUGCAGAGAUGAGAAAAGUGGUUUUGGUGACAGGAGCAAACAGUGGGAUUGGGCUGGCGCUGUGUGAACGUCUCCUCUCACACGACACAGAGGGUCUCCAUCUCUGCCUAGCGUGCAGGAAUAUGCAAAGAGCUCAGGCCGCACGCUCCGACCUCCUCGCCUCUUACCCUGCAGCCCAGGUGGACCUGCUGCAGAUGGACACUAGCAGCGUCUCCUCAGUUCUCAGUGCUGCACAGGAAGUUAAAGUCAGGUAUGACCGGCUGGACUACCUCUACCUGAAUGCAGGCAUCAUGCCGAACCCAGAAUUUGAUGUGAAGGCAUUUUUUAAAGGCCUCUUCUCCAGCAAUGUCAUCACUAUGUUUGCCACCGGGGAGGGUAUUCUGACUCAGAAAGAUGGUGUCACUACUGAUGGCUUGCAACAAGUUUUUGCCACCAACCUCUUUGGUCACUUCCUUCUAGUUAGGGAACUGGAGCCGGUUCUGUGCCACGAAGGCCGAACCUCGCAGCUGGUUUGGACCUCCUCUAGUAAUGCUCACCGUUCUGCCUUUAAUCUUGAAGACAUACAGCACCGGACAGGCACUCAACCUUACAGCUCCUCAAAAUAUGCAACAGACCUGCUCAGCCUAGCUUUCAAUCAGCACUACGACAAACAGGGAUUGUACUCAUCUGUCAUCUGUCCUGGUUUUGUGAUGACAAAUCUGACUUACGGCAUCCUCCCAUUGUUCCCAGCCAUUCUGUGGACACUGCUCAUGCCUGUCUUUUGGAUGAUCAGAGUGUUCACCAACACUUUUACUCUCACCCCUUACAAUGGAUCUGAAGCUCUGAUUUGGCUAUUUAGACAAAAGCCUGAGUCUCUGGACCCUUAUGCUAAGUACCACAGCUUAACAUCGGGGCUUGGAAACAACUACACCCAACCACAUAAGAUGAACAUUACUUUGGAAUCAUCAGAGUCAUUAUAUAAGAAAUUACUUCAACUUGAAAGUGACAUGAGAAGAAAAUUGGCUGAGAAAGAGAAGGAAGCACAACCUGCAGACCCCUCAGUGAAGACCUGAAGGACCUAAGUGAUGCACAUUCCACUUUGCAAGAAAGAGAAUGUGUUUUUCACUAACAGCUUUCAGAAGAAUUCAUACCCAUUGAACUUUUCUGCAUUUUCUCAUGCAACCACACCCUUUUAUAUGUAUUUUAUUGGGGUUUUAUGUGUUAGACCAACACAAAGUACUAGGUACUUGUGAAGUGGAAGGCAAAUGAUCUAUUGUUAUCAAAACAUUUUGAAAGUGUGGUGUGCAUUUGUAUUCAGCAACCUUGGGUGGAUACUUAGAAGCACCUUUCACUGCAGUUUGCUCCAACAAGUCUUUUGGGGAUAUGUCUUUAUUAGCUUUGCACAUCAGCUUUGCAAAUUUUUCCCUACUCUGUUUUAUGGAAAACCUCAAACAAUGGGAAUAUUGAAUAAAAAUCAAUCAACUGACCAGAGAGUGAAUGAAAAUAUGAUCCAAACCAUUCUAUUGUAGCUUUGGCUGUAUGUCAAGUGGGUGUUGUCCUUGUGGAAGAUGAACUUCCAACUUGCAGCCUCUAACAGGUAUUCUUUCAGAAUGUAUCCAAAUUCCCUGCCCAGCUUUCUAGUCCUUGCUAAAGAAAAGAAUCCUACAUGAUGCUGCCACCUCUGUGUCACAGGAGAGAUGUUGCAAGGCGCUGUUUUUGGUGUUUGUUCAUCAAUGAACAGGUCUUCACAGAACAGCUGUAUUUAGAUUCUGAUUAAAUAACACAGCUGGACUCUUUUUACCUACUAGAUGACUUCUAUAGGCAAUGGGCUGUAAUGGAUUUAGGAGCAGCAGAGUAAAUGAAGGUGAAUACAAAUAAUGCUCUGCACAAUGCUGCACUUCUUAAACCAUGACUAAUUUCCCUCCCCUGUCACAAUUACUUGGUACUUUGUGUUGGUCUAUUACAUAAAAUCCCAAAAUUAAAUUUUUGUGGUUCGAAAGUUACAAAUUGUGAAAAGGUAAUGAGUACUUUUGCAAGGCACUGUAAAAGUCGCCUAAUCCCCCCACAUUCAGAGAUGUAUAAGUGAAUUUCUACUAGAAUGGGUUUUUAAUAUUAUCAGAUUAGAAAUUUGAUUUGAUUUAAUUCUGUAUCAGGUAUGAAACAUGCAUGUUGUGUUACUUGUUGGGCUGCAUAACAAUACAUGUGCAAUGCGUCUAUGUAAA
This is a messenger RNA of Girardinichthys multiradiatus, 2250 nucleotides long. It is a transcript of the gene hsd17b7, whose product is annotated as hydroxysteroid (17-beta) dehydrogenase 7. Gene Ontology annotation, biological process: cholesterol biosynthetic process. Lineage: Eukaryota; Metazoa; Chordata; Actinopteri; Cyprinodontiformes; Goodeidae. Gene Ontology annotation, cellular component: endoplasmic reticulum membrane. Bases 58 to 1101 code for a protein of 347 amino acids. The record is from RefSeq and is a predicted model, not a curated record. The transcript is spliced from 9 exons. Gene Ontology annotation, molecular function: 3-beta-hydroxysteroid 3-dehydrogenase (NADP+) activity; 5-alpha-androstane-3-beta,17-beta-diol dehydrogenase (NADP+) activity; estradiol 17-beta-dehydrogenase [NAD(P)+] activity.